Messenger RNA from Mesitornis unicolor (brown roatelo), 1167 nucleotides. It is a transcript of the gene CCNB2, whose product is annotated as cyclin B2. Lineage: Eukaryota; Metazoa; Chordata; Aves; Mesitornithiformes; Mesitornithidae. The record is from RefSeq and is a predicted model, not a curated record. The coding region runs from base 1 to 1167 and encodes 388 amino acids. Gene Ontology annotation, molecular function: cyclin-dependent protein serine/threonine kinase regulator activity. Gene Ontology annotation, cellular component: cytoplasm; nucleus; cyclin-dependent protein kinase holoenzyme complex. The transcript has 8 exons. Gene Ontology annotation, biological process: mitotic cell cycle phase transition; regulation of cyclin-dependent protein serine/threonine kinase activity.
AUGGAGAAUGCUGUGCCUGAACUUAAAAGUAAAGCCAAAACUCAUGUUACUGGCAGAAGGGCUGCAUUGGAAGAAAUCGGAAAUAAAGUCACAACAAGAGGAACACGUGUAACAAAGAAAACGGACUGCUCCAAAGCAUCCCUAAAGCCUACAAAAGUACCCAGUAAGAUGAUAGAGGUAACUGUACUGCCUAGACUUCCAGCUGCCAUGAAUCAAACACUCAAAGAAACUGAUGUUCGAAAGGUUCUGUCUCCUGUCCCUAUGGAUAUAUCUGUGCAAGAGGAUUUGUGCCAAGCUUUCUCUGAUGUGUUGCUCAGCAAUGUAGAAGACAUUGACGCUGAGGACUGGGGAAAUCCUCAGCUCUGUAGUGACUAUGUAAAAGAUAUCUAUCUGUACCUGAGAGAGCUUGAGUUGCAGCAGUCGAUCCGCUCGCAUUACCUUGAUGGGAGCAUGAUCAAUGGGCGCAUGCGUGCAAUUUUAGUUGACUGGCUUGUCCAGGUCCAUUCAAGAUUCCAGCUUUUGCAGGAAACACUGUAUAUGUCUGUUGCAAUUAUGGAUCGCUUCUUACAAAGUCAUCCAGUACCUCGUAAGAAGCUUCAGCUGGUGGGUGUAACAGCACUGCUUGUAGCUUCAAAAUAUGAAGAGAUGUAUGCUCCUGAUAUAGCAGAUAUUGUUUACAUUACUGAUAAUGCCUAUACCAGUCAUGAAGUUAGAGAGAUGGAGGCUAUGAUUCUUAAAGAGUUAAACUUCAGUUUGGGACGACCUCUUCCAAUUCAUUUCUUAAGAAGAGCAUCAAAAGCUGGGGAGGCUGAUGCUAAGCAACAUACACUAGCAAAAUACCUAAUGGAGUUGACACUGAUAGACUAUGAGAUGGUGCACCGUCGUCCUUCAGAGAUUGCAGCUGCUGCGUUAUGCUUGUCCCAAAAGAUUCUGGGAUGUAACAGAUGGGAUACAAAGCAGCAUUACUACACUGGCUAUGCAGAAGACAGUCUUACGCUGACUAUGAAACACAUGGCUAAGAAUGUGGUCAGAGCAAAUAACUCAACAAAAUACGCUGCUAUAAGGAACAAGUAUGCAAGUAGCAAACUACUGAUGAUCAGCACAAUCCCUCAACUGAGCGGCGAGUUAAUCAAAGAUCUGGCUUCAUCACUUUUAUUAGAACUCUAG